This is a messenger RNA of Syzygium oleosum, 2054 nucleotides long. RefSeq lists its product as uncharacterized. The record is from RefSeq and is a predicted model, not a curated record. The coding region runs from base 354 to 1943 and encodes 529 amino acids. Gene Ontology annotation, molecular function: DNA-binding transcription factor activity; transcription cis-regulatory region binding. Gene Ontology annotation, biological process: response to stress; positive regulation of DNA-templated transcription. Gene Ontology annotation, cellular component: nucleus. The transcript is spliced from 4 exons. Lineage: Eukaryota; Viridiplantae; Streptophyta; Magnoliopsida; Myrtales; Myrtaceae.
ACCACAUGUGACUCUCCACUCCCUCGCAAAAAGUCCCAAAACAGAGGCGGCUCCCCUCCUUAUUUACCGUCUCUUCCCCCCACCCCACCGACAGUGAAGGCGGUGCGCCGCCGCCCGCCGGCGACGAUCCAAUGCCCUCCCUCCCCCGCGGCCCGCCGCGAUUCCCCCGCCGCCUCCCUCUCUCGCGCUGCUCGGAUCACUGACCCUCCUCCGUCCUCUCUCCUCUCUCUCUCUCUCUCUCUCUCUUCCUUCCUUCCUUCGAGCCCAAUUGCGCCGCCCCCGGGGAGAGAGAUGGAUUCCGGCGCGUCUUCGAUCGACCAAAUCUCCAAAUCCGCCGCCGAGAUCCUCGCGAAAUGGAAGCAGUACAACGACAAGGUCAACUCGUGCAUCCAGGGCGGCGGCGAUUCCCCAUCUGGGUCCAGCCCGAAAUCCUCGACGUCGUCGCAGCCGCCGCCGCCGCCUCCCCCCCCCCGCCGCCGCGGCCGGCGGGGGGGGCGGCGGCGGUCGCGGUGCCGGUCCAGGUGCCGACCCGGAGGGUGCAUGCGAAAGGGUCGAAGAAAGGCUGCAUGAAGGGCAAAGGGGGGCCGGAGAAUCUGAGGUGCAAUUACAGAGGGGUGAGGCAGAGGACGUGGGGGAAGUGGGUGGCCGAGAUUCGAGAGCCGAGCCGAGGGAGCAGGCUCUGGCUCGGGACGUUCCCGACGGCGCUUGAGGCUGCUCUUGCCUAUGACAAGGCCGCGAGUGCAAUGUAUGGCUCUUUUGCGAGGUUGAAUUUCCCUCUCGGUUUGAGUUCCAAGGACUCCUCCAAGGACUCUUCUUCUUCCACCACUGUUGCUGCUCCUGAGAAAGAUGCUUCAACCUUAAAUGAGCCACUGUCCGCCGAUCUCCAUCUCGGCAGUUUUUCGAUGGUUUUAGUAGAUGAGCGUCCAAAAAAGCAUUCGAAGACCAGUAGUUCCUUAUCACCAGGUGCAAGGUCAUCGCCUCUUAAAGAAAGCGAGUCUUUGGAGUUUGAGCUGUCACUGCGGAGUGGGAAUGGAAUGUCCAGUCCUCGGCAUGAUAUGGAAGAAGAUCUCAAGCAGGAGCCAACUGAAAAUAUACUUCUUGAUCUCUCUAAAUCUGCCAUUUGUGUCGAGGAGGUUUCUGACAAGACUACAGUGGAAAAGGCAGAAGGAUCAGCUGAAAGUUCAGCCACCUCAGAUACUACCUUUGAUUCAUCUAAAUCCGUCGACAUGAUUGCUACCAGCAGCACUGUCACGCUCUCUGAGAGCGAGGACUUGAAAACAUGGCUAUCGAACAUGAGACAACUCAUCAACGGAAAGCCUGUUGAAGUCUCUGCAGAGGCAGAACUUGCCAGUCUCAUCAAAUCUAAUGAUGAGGAGACUCAGAAGGCUAGGACUGUGUUCGAGAGCUUGAAGUCCAUGGAUUUCAAAUCGCUGUCUGACCCCGAUUUCUCAAAUAGAUUAGAGCAAGCGAUCUCUGCUCUUCUGUCCGACAAGAGCCACCCGCCUAACGGAUGCUCAGCUCUCUACAGAAUCUGCAAGCAGAUUUCUUUUCUUUGUUUGGACUUCAAACGUGCACAAACCGAUAUACGGGAAGUCACUGAGAUGUUCGUUUUGAAAGAUUCCCUGCAGGCUGAGCUUGACGAGAAGACCAUUCAUUUCGAAAGGCUACAGAAGAUCGAUACAGAAUGCGACAAGAAGAUCGAGAGCCUCGAAGCCAAGAUCAGCAAGCUGCAAGCCCAGCUGAAGAAGGAGAAGGAAGCGAAAGUGGAAAACUCAUUCGAGAUGAAGAGACUGUACAAGGAGACCGAAGAGAAGGGGGUGCUUUUCAGGCAGUACUUUGAAGAAGAAGCGAAGUGGAGUCUUAAAAAGAGGAAGGCCGAGAGGGACAUUGAGCGGGUGGCGAAGGAUUGGGAAGAGCUGAAGAAAAAAUUUCUGCUGUUCUGACACAGUACUUAAUGCUUUAGUCGCUGUAGUUUCCAGACCUGUUGGGAUUGUAGAAGUCUCAUUUUAUUUUUAAAUUUUUGAACUCUCAAAGACUAACAAUUUGCCUCUGAA